Punica granatum (pomegranate) is the source of this 1631-nucleotide messenger RNA. Lineage: Eukaryota; Viridiplantae; Streptophyta; Magnoliopsida; Myrtales; Lythraceae. The record is from RefSeq and is a predicted model, not a curated record.
UAUUACCCCUCUCUGCAUUUCUCUCAAACUGCAGAGAGCUGACUUCGAACUCAUCGCAUUCACAUUGCAUAAUAAAAGCUCUGCUCAAAAGCUCCGAUUUUUAUCCUUUCAUGGCUAAAAACGCGGGCACCCAGACGAUUUGAUGUUCUGAAAAAGAAGAGGAGAAAUCAAGAGCUAUGAACAGAAAUGGCGCCCCUUUUAGCCCGGUAGACGAUAGGAAGCAGCCUGGAGGAGGAGGAGGAGCAAGAGGAAGAACAAGAAAUGUCCAUCACCACCAGCAAGAGCCUCAGUUGGGUUGGACCUCAGAGCGAGUACCUUCCUCCGCCGUACUCGCGAGCAGGAGACACAACAUCACCGGGCUCACCGCCGCGGCCACGGUCCCCCCGCUCUCGCCCUUCAACAGCGGGAGGGCCCUGCCAUCGAAAUGGGAGGACGCGGAGCGGUGGAUUUGCAGCCCUGUCUCGGCCAACGGCACUAACAGCUCGCAUUUACUGAGGAACCGGCCCAAGUCCAAGAGCGGGCCCCUGGGGGUGGGACAUCCCGGUAACUAUUUCGGUUACGCCGGCCAAUACGGCGGUUUCUACUCCCCCGCCGUACCGAGCCUCGAGGGGUGGAGCGGGAGGGGCUUCUUCGGGGCGGGAUCGCCAUUCUCAGCCGGGGUCUUUGUGGCCGAUGAGUCUCUAAUGAUGAGCUGUGUCGAUGGGAACAACAGCGCCGGUGUUCAUCAUGGAUGGUUAGAGGAGAGAGUUGAUGCAAGCGGGGACGCGGAAAAUGGAGUGACUCGUGCAGUGUCGAGGAGGGACAUGGCAACGCAGAUGAGCCCAAAGAGCAGCAUCUGCGCUUCCCCAAAGACAAGAGCCUCGCACCAUCAUUCUCCUCCUCAUGCCAAAUUGGAAGAAGUGCGGGAUGUUCUGAUGGAUAGAAGAUCGAAUGUCAUCAGCUGGUCCAAGAGACAUGCUGCUCGAUUCAAGAGGAAAGACCGGGCUGUCGCCAAGGACUCACACGACGAGUUCACCGGAGAAGUUCGGGCCUCAUCUUCUUGGGACAUCAGAGAAUCAGCGAGAAACAUCUCAAGGGCGCAAAGAGAAGAGGCAAAGAUAGCGGCGUGGGAGAACUUACAGAAAGCAAAGGCUGAGGCAGCAAUACGUAAACUCGAGAUGAAACUCGAAAAGUGGAGGUCAUCUUCGAUGGAUCGGAUCCUGAACAAGCUGAGAAGGUCUGAACUGAAAGCCCAAGAAAUGAGGAGCUCGAUCUCGGAAGACCAUAUUCAAGAUGACGCACAGAAUCCCCCGAAGGGAAGAAAGUCUCGCAACCGUUUCCGCCUAAACUUGCUGCCCAGUUGCUUUCGCUGCCGAUCAUUUUGAUCAAUUCGUAUCACGGUGUUUCUACUCAUGCCUGAUCUAACUGCAUAGAAGUUAGUGAAUCAAUAUAUGCACAUCCCUUGCUUGUUCUAUUCAUCCCCCUUUGGCUUCUCGAUUUUGUUCUUUCAUUGGUAGAAUGUUAGAAAGUCGUAGGAGGAUUUAUUUAGCAGAGUCCACUCAGUCGAGGAUGCUUCCGUAAUCAUUCUACUAUUGUCGACGUUUUACAUUGUCAGUAGUAAAUUCAUGAGAACAAACUUCUUCAAUGCAUUA